This is a messenger RNA of Antechinus flavipes (yellow-footed antechinus), 1790 nucleotides long. RefSeq names its product glycophorin A (MNS blood group) (gene GYPA). Bases 103 to 837 code for a protein of 244 amino acids. Gene Ontology annotation, cellular component: membrane. The record is from RefSeq and is a predicted model, not a curated record. NCBI's taxonomy places the organism in Eukaryota, Metazoa, Chordata, Mammalia, Dasyuromorphia, Dasyuridae. The transcript is spliced from 9 exons.
UGUUGUUAGAGACUGCCAUAGCCAAACUUUCUUGAUAAUUGUCUCAUUGAGGAAUUUUGUUUUCAUUCCAUUGAAUUGUGAAAGUAAACGACUCAUCUGAGGAUGUAUGAAGAGAUAGUUCUUUUAUUACUUCUUUUAGAUAAUGUCUCUACACAGGACCUAUCAGUGAAUAAAACAAAUACUUUUCUACCUCUAACUUCACCAAAACCUAGCAGAAAUCACAUAGAUGAAGAACUACCUGUUACAGAAGAACCAGGACCUUACUUAGCAGAGCAAAAACAUGGGAAGAGAAAUGAGGGAAUGGAGGAGGAUAUCAGUGGAAUUGACUUGCUCUCCUUUAAAACUAGAGAAAAUCAAGGAUAUAACUUCACAUCUGUAAUUCCACAAAAACCUUUAAGGCGAUCAAGAACUGCCGAAGUGCCUGUAACAGCAUACCCAGGGGAUAUUUCCAUUGAGGAGACAACUACCCAUAAAACCUCCACAUCCUUACCUGUAACUUCACAAAAACCCACAAUCCAUCAAAGAAGAAAGGAAACAGAUACUGUGAGAACAACUGAAGGUUAUGUUUCAACCCAAGACCCAUCAGACCCAGAAGAACAAGCAGCCACACAAGGGCCAGCACACACAACUGAGCACAUGAAUAUCAUUACUUACCAUAAUUUAAGAACCAGUAGCCCAACAGAGGAAUCAGUAAAAUAUGGACCCAAAGGCCGCAUAAUCCACAAACUCUCUGGACCAGUGAUCACUGUGAUAGUUUUUGCUGUAAUAGCUGGUAUCAUCGGAGUCAUCCUCUUUGGAUCAGUCCUUGUUCGCCGGCUGACAACGAGAAACCAUUAAAAUCAUCCUCCCAAAACCACCUGAAAAGAAGAUUGUGUGAAUAAUUCUGUGGAAGAAUGGGAAAUAAUGCUUUGUCAUGCUAAUCGAAGACAUCUCUCUGAAUUGGAGACAAUAUCAGGAGGCACAUUUCAUCUGGAGGUUCCUGUUUUAGGGAUUCAAUGAUGGAUAGAUAAAAAUGGCUCAGCUGAGCCAACUAUUUUGAUAUUGUGAAAUUUUGAUUCCUAUUCCUGCUUUGGUUUUAUGUUUGCUUAAUUGUAGGAGUUAAUUGUUUAGGAACUCACCUGUGAUCUCCUAUCCCUGCGCCCUUGGAGGAUCUUCUUGGGUCUGAUGGCCACUUUAGACCACAUUUCAUAAAAUAAGAAACAAGUCUCUAAGGACAUUCCAGUGGCAGCAUCCUGAGAUCCAUUUAAACGUCCAGUUGCUCUACUACUUCUAUUAACCUUUUCACCUGAGACAAAACGCUAGCAUGCUAAUACAUGAUGAUGUUUUAUAUGGCAAUGUAAAUCCUGCUCACAAAGAAAAUUAACCCAGAAUGUGCAGCAUCAUGAUACCAGCAUCCACCACUGACUGCAGAAGGGAGAGGUUAUAUAGUGGAAGAAAGAAAAAGGAAUCAAGAGUCAGAGGACCUCAAUUUUCAUCCCAGUUCUAUUUUUUUCUCCCUAAAUAGUCCUAUUUUAUUUGUUCAUUUUUAUAUUCUUUUUUAAGCUUGUUAUUUUCAAAUAAUGUGCACAGAUAGUUUUCAAUAGUCACCUCUACAAAACCUUGUAUUUCAAAUUUUUUUCUCCCUCCUUUCCCCCUAUCUUCACCCCUAGAUGGCAAAUAAUCCAAUAUAUGUUAAACAUGUACAAUUCUUCUCUAUAUGUUUCCACAAUUAUCAUGCUUCACAAGAAAAAUCGAAUCAAAAAGGAAAAAAAAUGAGAAAGAAAAUAAAAUGCAAAUAAACAAUAAAAAAA